UACAACAACAUAAUUUAAAGCUUUAUACUAACGACUAUGAGUUCUUCUCGUUCCGGCCUUAUGGGCAUUUGUAAGACUGGUCUCUUCGUGGCACUUUUGUCCUUGUCAUUGGUAGCAAAUUCAGCCACAGGUGCUACAGUUGCUGGUAGACAAGUUGCUGAAUGCGACGGCCAUGGACACCUACACGACGAGGAGUGCCAUUGCGACGAGGGAUAUGAACUAGCAGUCGACAAUGUCCGUUCGUGCGUAAUGGCCGAAUGCGGCGGCCAUGGACACCUACACGGUGAGGAGUGCCAUUGCGACGAGAGAUAUGUACUAGAGGCCGACAAUAUUGGUAUGUGCGUUAUGGUGUAUGUUGAUUCGGAAGCAACAGCACUUAUGACGGAGACAGAUCAUGAAACCGACGACCAUGAGCAUGAAAGCGACGACCAUGAGAGUGAAACCGACGACCAUGAACACGAAAGCGACGACCAUGAGAGUGAAACCGAUGACCAUGAGCACGAAAGCGACGACCAUGAUCACGAAGAUGAGUGCAGCGGUCACGGCCACACACACGGCGAUGAUUGCCAUUGCGACGAAGGAUAUGAACAAGCCGCCGACGAAACGACUUCAUGCGUAUUGAUCGAGGCAUCAGAUGUUUCUAUGGAGUCGACGGAGGAUGUACAUGAGACUGAACACGAAGACCAUGAUCACGAGUAA
Molecule: messenger RNA, 699 nt
Organism: Sphaeroforma arctica JP610
Lineage: Eukaryota; Ichthyosporea; Ichthyophonida
Exons: 3
Coding region: 37-699 (220 amino acids)
Source: RefSeq, a predicted model, not a curated record